Molecule: messenger RNA, 2538 nt
Organism: Trichoderma gamsii
Lineage: Eukaryota; Fungi; Ascomycota; Sordariomycetes; Hypocreales; Hypocreaceae
Product: GDA1/CD39 family protein
Exons: 4
Coding region: 1-2538 (845 amino acids)
Biological process (GO): nucleoside diphosphate catabolic process
Cellular component (GO): membrane
Molecular function (GO): nucleoside diphosphate phosphatase activity
Source: RefSeq, a predicted model, not a curated record
AUGUGUUUCGAAAGCGAGCGAAGCUUGCGAUGGAGUUCACCGUCAGUAAAGAACAUUGCCGACAUUGCAUCCGUCUCAUACCGGGCCUACAAAGGCUGCCGAAAACGAGAAGACGGGCUGAGCCGCAUGCACAUGAAGCCAUGGCCUGCUGGAGCAAAUGUCACUCGAGCAAAUGCUACUGAUGCGCCACGACCUACAGCAGACGAAGAGAGGAAGUCUAUACAAGUAAACGUAGUGGAUCACUUGUUUCUGGCGCAACUCGACUCUUCGGGAAUGGAUCCAGAAACUCUUGCGUUACUUGAGAUCAGAGGCAUGGUGCAGGACACAACGACGCGGGACAAAGAGAACAAAGAGGAACUGGGCAAACUGGGCAGGCGGGCAGAGGCGUUGUGUUCGCACCGGCCUUUCGCGAUAAGGCGGCUUGAUGCGACUCUACCAGACGACUUGCCACAGCUCGCGAUGCGUGCCAAUCAAGCCCACCAUGGCGUCAAGGUACAGCGUGGCGCGGGCCGUCUGGCUGGGCGUGAGACGUCUAGCGCCUGUCAAUACGGUGUAAUUCUCGAUGCUGGCUCUUCGGGGACCCGUGUGUACAUAUACAAAUGGAAAGAUCCCGCCAAGGCCCUGAAGAAGGCCUCUGCCUCCGAAGCUCACAUAUUACCAAAGCUGAAACUCCAUAAGAGCAAGAAGAUUCACCCGGGAGUUUCUACCUUUGCCGAAAAUGUCGCCUCCGUCGGUCCCGAUCACCUGAAAGCACUCAUCGACACAGCCCUCAACGAGAUACCGGCGUCGCAAGUCUCCGAGACGCCCAUCUUCCUCCUCGCAACUGCCGGUGUUCGAUUCCUACCAAAGCACCAGCAGACAUCGCUGCUGGGCGGCAUCUGCACAUACCUCAAGGCCAACACGCAAUUCCAGCUUCCCGACUGUGCGAGCAACAUUCAAGUUAUCUCGGGCGAAACAGAGGGCCUGUAUGGGUGGAUCGCUGCCAAUUACCUGCUUGGAGGCUUCGACAAACCCGACGAACAUGCACAUGGCAAGGGCCACCACACCUAUGGCUUUUUGGAUAUGGGCGGCGCAUCCGCGCAAAUUGCCUUUGCGCCGAACUCAACAGAGGCCGAAAAGCACUCCAAUGAUCUCAAGCUGGUUCGACUGCGGCGACUAGAUGGCUCUCCCGCUGAAUACAAAGUGUUUACAGCUUCCUGGCUAGGCUUUGGUGCUAACAAAGCACGAGAAAGAUUUGUUGAGAGCCUACAGGAGCAGUACGGCAGUGCAAAGGGCGAUAUUCCAGAUCCAUGUCUACCAAAGGGCUUGCGGACCACACUCUUAGGCAAGCCUCUUUCUGGUAAGGCGGUAGACGAUGCACUUGUUGGCACCGGCAUGUUUGAGGAGUGUCUGCGCAAAACGUACCCGCUGCUCGGCAAAGAUGCUCCAUGCGACGACGAACCUUGUUUACUAAACGGUCAACAUGUGCCUGCGAUCGACUUUGAUGUAAAUCAUUUCAUUGGCGUUUCCGAGUACUGGCAUACGACACAUGGCGUCUUUGGCCAAGAGAGUAAAGUCUACGAUUUGAUUGCAUACGAGCAAGAGGUCAAUAAUUUCUGCAGCCAGGAUUGGUCGGUCAUCGAAAACGGGCUUGACAAGCGAAAAAAGACUUUGGAGGAAAAGGCCGAGAACGCCCGAGAGGCCUGUUUCAAGGCGUCUUGGCUGAUCAAUGUGCUGUACGAAGGAAUUGGCAUUCCCCGCAUUAGCUUAGGAGAUGCUCCCAGCCACAAAGUCAAUGCAACCAAGGCGCUGGAAAAAGCUAGAGACAAGGGAUUCCUAGACCCCUUUCAGCCAAUUGAUACUAUUGGCGGUGUCGAAGUUAGCUGGACCUUGGGCAAAAUGGUUCUCUACGCCGCUGGACAAAUUCCUCCCAAGGAGUCGCCGCUUCCUGUUGGGUUCGGAAGCAAUACAGGAUCAGAAAUUCCUGCUGAUUUUGAAUUUGCAGGGUCCAAGCCACUUUUCUCAGGUAUAGGCGACGACCAUGACGACGACGACGACGAUAUCCUUACAGGUCGAUCCAAGCCAUUCUCCAGCUUAUUGGUGGUGAUACUGAUUCUGUUCCUUAUUGGUUAUCUCCUAAGGAAAACCGAAUUGGGGUCCAGGGUGUUUAACAAGUUUUGGCGUUACCGCAAGACCAGAAGCUCGUCGUUUGUGAGAAGACUCUUUGGCAGAAACUCUACGCCAUAUGAAAGGAUACUGGAAGAAGGCGAUGUGGCAGAGUUUGAGCUUGGCGGCACAGAGUCUGAUGAAACCGAUGGCUCGGAUGGCGGUGAUGUGUCAAGAUCUGUAAGGGGUUCUCGCUUGGCUGGACCGAGAUUGAAUUUCGAGCGGUAUGACGACGUCCGGCCGCCGUCGGCAAUGGAUAGGCAUGGCCUCGUUGUGCGAACGGAGAGCUGCGAACGACUUGCCCCUUCGCUUCAGAUGCUAAAUGCUGGCCGUCGCAGUAGAACUGGCAGUCCGACCCGGUUGAAGAAUUCGAUGAUACCCCAAGAGAGUUAG